Messenger RNA from Dictyostelium discoideum AX4, 423 nucleotides. The record is from the annotation of a RefSeq genome assembly. NCBI's taxonomy places the organism in Eukaryota, Evosea, Eumycetozoa, Dictyosteliales, Dictyosteliaceae.
AUGAUUACAAUAAAUCAAAUAACGGAUAGAAAAGCCAGAGGUCCAAAAAAAAAAAGAAAAACAUUACUUACAGGAUAUCCUCAAAAAAAAGGAUACUGUAUGAGAGUUUAUGAAACAAAACCAAAAAAGCCAAAUUCUGCAAUCAGAAAAGUGGCGAAAGUAACAAUUAAAUUAAAAAAUAAAAGAAAAAAUUUAAUAGCAUAUAUCCCAGGAUUUGGUCCACAUAAUUUACAACCAUUAUCAACGGUAUUAGUAAAAGGAGGACGAUGUCAAGAUUUACCAGGAGUAAAAUAUAGAUUAGUAAGAAAACACUAUGAUUUUUUAGCUGCUGAAAGAUUUGUAAGAAAAAAUAGAAGAUCAAAAUUUUCAGUUAAAAAUUUGGAAACAAAAGCAAAAAAAGGAAAAGCAGUACGUAUAGAAUAA